ACUGCUAGCUCACACGCAGUAAAUAUGCGUCACGUACUCAUCGGCGGUCAGAUGGUGUAUGAGGCUGUUCGCGACAUUGCAACGGGUGAAGAACUUCUUUUGGGCCUUCGGGAACCGCUUCAGCUGCAGGACAUGUUGGGCGAGAAUACAACCGAGGACAGAAGCGAUCGAGAAACUGCUUCUCAGCAUAGUGGAACUGUCGAUGAGGACAAAGAAGACGAGGAGGAAGGAGAAACGAGGUGCACUGUUUGUGACAAGCCGUUCCAAGAUAUCGAAUUAUUGGAUAGCCACCUGGUGACUUGUCAUAGAUACCCAGCGGAACAGCACCGUUGCGACAGCUGUCCCCGUGCUUAUGCUUGGCGGCCGCUUCUGGUGCGACAUCGUGCUAUCAUUCACGGUGAUCUUAGGAACUAUCCUUGCGAGAAUUGUCCGAAGUCGAACGUUCGGCAGGUCUUCACGGACCCAUCAAACCUACAACGUCAUAUAAGAACGCAUCACGUGGGAGCAAGGAGUCACGCCUGCACGGAGUGUGGCAAGACCUUUGCGACUAGUUCCGGUCUGAAGCAGCACACCCACAUCCACAGCAGCGUAAAACCCUUCCAGUGUGAGGUCUGUUUUAAGGCGUACACGCAAUUUUCCAAUUUAUGUCGGCACAAGCGCAUGCAUGCCGACUGUCGCAUGCAGAUCAAGUGUGGUAAAUGCGGACAGUCCUUCAGCACGGUAACAUCAUUAUCGAAACAUAAGCGAUUUUGCGAUUCGACGACUCCAACCGGUCCACCUGGAACCAUGCCUCAAUUACCAACGCCAGCAACGAGCCCUUUUCUGGUAUAUCCACGGCCUCCCGUGAGCUUACCAGGUGGUUUGCCUUUUUAUCCACCUAGUCUAAUGGGUCCUUAUCCAGGAAUUUUCCCGAAUGCUCCGAAUUUCCUGAACACACCUCUACUUUUUCCGCCGAAAAUCGAAGAAGCCGAGAAGAGAAGCGACAGUCCCAAGAAGGAACGUUUUACUCCUCCGAGAAUAUUAUCGCAACACAAUAAGGUCUCUCCUUCCACAGCGGAGGAAGCCACUUCUACGUUUAGGCCAUCUCCGGCUAGACCACCGGUUCAACCGACCCCGGAGAGUGACGAUGAUCUAUCAAAGAGAAAAGAAGCGGCUAGAAGCAAUGAACGAAAAAUGGAAAUCGAAAGUACUUCAAAGGAGGAACCGACCGAGCAACCGUUGGAUCUAAGGGUGCAGACCAAGAAACAAGAUACCAUUUUAAAAAUUGCGAAUAGAAAAAGCCGUACACCAUCGCCAGCGCCAAUACCGAUGGAGGAAACGCCCGGACCUCCCGAUCCCCCGAAACCGGAAGAAGAUACUGCUGCGCCUUCGCUGAUGGAGCUUGAGUCUAAGGACGUUCAUGGAAAUAGUCCGCACUUGAGGACUAGCCUGCCAAUCGAACAACCGCCGACCAAUACACCGCCCCACAUGGCUUACCCUAGACCGAUACAUCCGAUGUUCCUCGAAACUAUGUAUCGCAGUCCAGCGGGAACCUUUCCAGGAUUUCCUAGCGCACCGCCACCUCCAGGCGGGGCUACUCCGGAAUCUAGGCUGAUACCUCCACUUCCACCUUUUGCUCCACCGCGCGGGCUUCCUUUUUUAGGCUCGCUUAUGAACGGGCUCAGCGGCGCUAGGCCAGGAGCAGGAUUCGACCUGCUUGCCCGGCCGCCACUGAGCGCGUUCCCUGGUGUGAAGCCGUUUCAAGAAGCCGUAAUGGCGCCCCAUCAUCAUCAUCAUCAUCAUCACCAUCAUCACGUUCACGGCAAGAUGAAAGAUCGAUACUCCUGUAAAUUCUGCGGCAAAGUAUUUCCUCGCUCAGCCAAUUUAACAAGGCAUCUGAGGACUCACACUGGUGAACAACCGUACAAGUGCAAGUACUGCGAGAGGUCCUUCAGCAUCUCGAGCAAUCUGCAGAGACAUGUCAGGAACAUCCAUGACAAGCAAAGACCGUUCAAGUGUCCGCUUUGUGAAAGAUGUUUCGGACAGCAGACUAAUUUGGACAGACAUCUAAAAAAGCACGAGGCAGAUGACGGUAGCGGAGUGGUAUCAGUAGCCGACUCGCCUGGAAGCAGCAACGAGAACGAGCGGGAGGACACUUACUUCGACGAGAUCAGGUCCUUUAUGGGCAAGGUCACUUACGGCAGUGAGAGUGGCUAUGGGUCAUUGCCGCAUCAUCCGGCCUAUAUUCCCAGUCGCUUGCAUGAGAUAAACGAGUCUAAGAUGGAGGUCGAAUAUGACGAAGACGAGGACAGCGAGGAGGGUGUGUCUCCUUUAGAGGAGACAGACGGACUAUCACCGAUCGAGGUCAAAGAAUCCCCAUCGCCCUCGCAGUAUGAUCUAAAGCUGAGAGAAAAACAGGAGAUGCUCAAUAAUAAUACCGCGGAACCGGUGAUCGAGAUUUCGACAUAGCCCAGAAGUCAGUCUGGAUGAUCUAUGGGGUCGCUUCGAAAGAUGAGAAGUACUCGUUUUUAUUAAUGUACAGAACUAUUGUGGGAUAUACGUUCGUCUUAGAACUCUCGAUUGUAACAGCGUUUCUUCAGAAAUAACGUCAAUGCAAGAUUACUUAGCUUAGAACGGUCCGCGUAUUUCGACUUUGCAGAAUAUCAACCAUUUGCUUCUACAAGCGAACAACUCUCGAGUAUAAUCGAGUUAUUCUCCGUGAUCAUAUUGUGACGAUACCGUAAAUCCAUGGAAGACAGUACCUAUAGUAAUAAUUAUAAUUACACAUUGAUAUAUCCGUACCAGAAUUUUUCAGAGAAGAAAUUUAGUAAAUCUCAUUGUACUUGUAAAACAGGUGCUCUGUAAAAAAAAAAAACGUAAAAAACUCGACGAACAUAAAAGUCCCCCAAAGAUUCCUGUUACGCUAUCCCUUUUUUACACUUCAUAUUUGUUUGCACUGGAAAAACGUAUUGUAAAGAUCAACGACCAUUCAGUCCCCUUCUUACACAUGCAUGCCACAAGCUCUUCUAUAAUCUAAUUAUAUAGUUUCUACAGAUUCGUUAUAAAUGUAAACGCGCACGAAAUUCGAUAUUAUCCCUCUUUGUCUUUAGCAACGAUUAAAA
Molecule: messenger RNA, 3101 nt
Organism: Atta colombica
Lineage: Eukaryota; Metazoa; Arthropoda; Insecta; Hymenoptera; Formicidae
Product: PR domain zinc finger protein 16-like
Exons: 5
Coding region: 25-2448 (807 amino acids)
Cellular component (GO): nucleus
Source: RefSeq, a predicted model, not a curated record